AUGGAUGCGAUGUUCUCUUCCUGCGGCCUGCAAACGCUGCCGACUGAGUUUGCUUGGUCGCCACCUUGUCUGCGUGCUUUAACAGCCAUCCAGCGAGACUUCGAGAUAGACGAUGAGAAGCUCAAGCGAAUAGCCGCCCGUUUUGAGGAAGAGCUCUACGAAGGCCUCUUGAAGCAUGGAGAAAAUCUUACGAUGGAGGCCACCUGGGUACAUGGGCUUCCGAAAGGUACUGAAACCGGGAGCUUCCUUACCGUUGAUCUUGGCGGCACAAACAUACGAGUCUGUUGGAUCACCUUACGCGGAAGGGACUGCCAGCCGGAAAUCGUACAGAAACUCUCCCACAUACCUGAAGUGGUAAAGACCGGAGAAGCACACCAGCUGUGGGGUUUUGUCGCGGAUUCAAUCGACCACUUUGUUCGCGAACGUGGCCUUCACUGUACCGCGUCCAGCCCUUUGGCUCUCGGAUUCACUUUCUCUUAUCCUGUGAGACAGGACAGCCUUACCAACGGAAGGUUGAAAACAUGGACAAAAGGAUUUGAUAUCAAGGGAGUCGAGGGUGAGGACGUCGUUUCGCAACUUGACAAGGCUCUCAGAGCCAAAGACUUGCACAUCGACGUCGUUGCCUUGAUCAAUGACACCACUGGAGCUUUGAUUGCAUCAUCGUAUAUGGACGCAGAGACGGUCAUUGGCGCGAUAUUCGGCACCGGUAGCAACGCCGCCUACAUGGAGAAUGUUGGAUCAAUCCCAAAACUCAAGACUCCCCUUCCACCGGACACACCGAUGGCCAUCAACUGCGAGUAUGGCGCUUUCGACAACUCCCAUCGCGUGUUACCUCGCACAAAAUUUGAUCAAAUGAUCGAUAGCGAUUCCCCGCGCCCUGGAGAACAGACGUUUGAGAAGAUGAGCGCCGGAUUGUACCUCGGCGAGAUAUUCCGACUAAUCAUCUGCGAUUUCCAUGACCACGGUCUUCUAUUCAAGACUCAGAAUGUAUCCAGGUUGGCGAGGCCCUACACCAUUGAUACUGCGUUUCUGUCAGCCUUGGAAUCCGACACGUUGCCAAAUCUAGUGGGCAAAUUCGAGUCUAUCUCUGGCGUGGAGGCUACGCUUGGUGAAGUUCAACUCUUACGACGACUUGCAGAGGUUGUCACCACACGUGGUGCCCGUCUGAGCGCCUGUGGUAUCGCGGCGAUAUGCAAGAAAAAGGGCAUCCGCGAAGGGCAUGUCGCUGUAGACGGAUCGGUAGCCAAUAAGCAUCCGACCUUCAAGUCGAGAUGGGCCAAAGCCCUGGCAGCGAUCUUGGGUUGGCAGAGCGAUCGUGAACGUGAUCCCAUCAGGAUGGUCGGUGCCAAGGAUGGAAGUGGUAUCGGUGCAGCUGUCAUCGCUGCCAUGCAUUUGAGGCACUGA
Messenger RNA from Neoarthrinium moseri, 1404 nucleotides. RefSeq lists its product as uncharacterized. Gene Ontology annotation, biological process: intracellular glucose homeostasis; glycolytic process; glucose 6-phosphate metabolic process. The coding region runs from base 1 to 1404 and encodes 467 amino acids. Gene Ontology annotation, cellular component: mitochondrion; cytosol. The record is from RefSeq and is a predicted model, not a curated record. Gene Ontology annotation, molecular function: D-glucose binding; mannokinase activity; glucokinase activity. Lineage: Eukaryota; Fungi; Ascomycota; Sordariomycetes; Amphisphaeriales; Apiosporaceae. The transcript has 4 exons.